ACUCGAACUCCCCCCAAGUCUCCAAACCUCAUACCGGCGGCAAUACACACAGAUAGUCUUAAUGGGUCGGGUUAUCAGGGCACAACGUAAGGGAGCAGGGAGUGUAUUCAAGUCCCACACUCACCACCGCAAAGGCCCCGCCAGGUUCCGGAGCCUCGAUUUCGGCGAGCGAAAUGGGUAUUUGAAAGGCGUGGUCACCGAGAUUAUCCAUGACCCGGGUCGUGGAGCUCCGCUUGCCCGGGUCACAUUCAGGCACCCAUUCCGUUACAAGCAUCAGAAGGAGCUGUUCGUCGCUGCAGAGGGUAUGUAUACCGGUCAGUUCAUUUUCUGUGGGAAGAAGGCCAAUCUCAUGGUUGGUAAUGUUUUGCCUCUGCGAUCCAUUCCCGAGGGUGCUGUCGUUUGCAAUGUCGAACAUCAUGUCGGUGAUCGCGGUACUCUUGCUAGAGCUUCUGGGGAUUACGCUAUUGUUAUUAGUCAUAAUCCUGAUAACGGAACUUCUCGAAUCAAACUUCCAUCUGGUUCCAAGAAAAUUGUUCCGAGUGGUUGUCGUGCUAUGAUUGGCCAGGUUGCUGGAGGAGGAAGAACUGAAAAGCCUAUGCUCAAAGCAGGUAAUGCAUAUCACAAGUACCGUGUGAAGCGUAACUGCUGGCCUAAGGUUCGUGGUGUGGCUAUGAAUCCAGUUGAGCAUCCUCAUGGUGGUGGUAACCACCAACAUAUUGGUCAUGCCAGUACUGUUCGUCGUGAUGCACCUCCUGGGAAAAAGGUUGGUCUUAUUGCUGCCAGAAGGACUGGUCGUCUCCGUGGGCAAGCUGCUGCUACUGCGGCUAAAGCUGAUUAAGCUUAGUUUUGUGUUUCUCUUGAAAUUAAUCAAGUGGUCUUAUGUUUCAGUCCUUGUGCUGCUUGUGAAACAUAGGUAUUAAGAGUAUACUCUAUUUUCGGAGUUCAGUAUUGAAUUUUGUCCCUAUGUGAUGGCUAAAUUUUUUACAAUCUUUCUGAGAUGUGUCCUUCAAUUGACUGAUCCUCUUUUUGAUUGACGAUUCACUGUUCCUGCUCCUAUGUUGAUAUGAGUACUUGACGAUUAACUUUUCC
Messenger RNA from Daucus carota subsp. sativus, 1089 nucleotides. Its product is annotated as large ribosomal subunit protein uL2. Gene Ontology annotation, biological process: cytoplasmic translation. The record is from RefSeq and is a predicted model, not a curated record. The transcript is spliced from 2 exons. NCBI's taxonomy places the organism in Eukaryota, Viridiplantae, Streptophyta, Magnoliopsida, Apiales, Apiaceae. Gene Ontology annotation, molecular function: structural constituent of ribosome; RNA binding. The coding region runs from base 62 to 838 and encodes 258 amino acids. Gene Ontology annotation, cellular component: cytosolic large ribosomal subunit; ribosome.